Molecule: messenger RNA, 3089 nt
Organism: Ceratotherium simum simum (southern white rhinoceros)
Lineage: Eukaryota; Metazoa; Chordata; Mammalia; Perissodactyla; Rhinocerotidae
Source: RefSeq, a predicted model, not a curated record
UGCACUUUCCUGCAGGGGAGCCGGGGUGGGCAGUGGAACUGGGGGCCCAGGGCCGGGGACCUUGGGUCUGGCAGCCAUUCAUGCCGGAAAAGAACAGUUGGGUUGCCGCAGUCGGACCUAGACCGCGCUCAGAGUAGCUCCGCUUCCCUCUUUCCUGGGGAGGCUUCAGUACCUGCUUGCGCGUGCAACCUGCUGCCUCCACCCGGAGCCGCUCCUUUCCUUCCUCCUUUCCCGGAAGAUGCUGAGGAUGACAGCCGUUCGCCUGACUGUUAUGUUUCUUUGGCAGAACAGUUAGAGGCCAGGCUGGCCUGUGAAGGCAUCCCCUACCUUCUCCUCUUUCCCUCGGGAGAAAACUUAGAAACUUUUCAAUGUUACAGGCGGAGGAGCCAGGAACCUGAAAGCCGGUUGCAUCUGAUUCUGAAAGUUCCUCCUUUUCCCUGUCAUUACCUUAUGCUGCCACAAAGUGAACCCGUCAUCGGGGAAGGCAGAGCCUCCCUGGCAUUGCUGGCACCCUGCCUCGAAGAGCCCCCCGUCCUGUAGGCAGAGCCUUGUAGUCCGUCUCGGUUAAUGACUUGGGCCGUCUGACCAGACCCUCUUCUGUGCCUUGUCUGAGGUCCUUGUCCAUACCUGAUCCUGGGCAACUUCUCUCUCUGGGUUGGGUCACCUUAAGCGGGGAAACUGAAGCCAUUACUCUCCAAACCCUGUUUCAUCUUCCCAAGCAUGUCGGAAAGCUGGCAGCAGCCGCCACAGACGCAGCCACAGCAGCCACAGCCUCCGCAGCCUCAGCACCAUGCAGAACCACCACCAGCCCUGGCCGAGCACACACUGCCCCCGGGCACAGCUGAGAACCCGCUGGGCUGUGCCGUCUAUGGCAUCCUCCUGCAGCCCGACCCAGGCUUGCAGCCCCCGCAGCAUGCGCCCCUGCAGGCAGCAGGCGAGCCGGGCCCUAAGUGUGGUGUCUGUGGUCACGACCUGGCACACCUGUCCAGCCUGCACGAGCACCAGUGCCUGGCAGGCCAUGACCGCUCAUUCCAGUGCACGCAGUGUCUCAAGAUCUUCCACCAGGCUACUGACCUGCUGGAGCACCAGUGUGUGCAGGCGGAACAGAAGCCUUUUGUCUGUGGCGUCUGCAAGAUGGGCUUCUCGCUGCUCACCUCGCUGGCGCAGCAUCACAGCGCCCACAGUGGCACCGGCGGCCUCGUGAAAUGUUCCAUCUGCGAGAAGACCUACAAGCCCGCCGAGGCGGCUGAGCCAGCGGCCGCUGCUGCCCCCUCGCUGCCCCAAGCAGCCCCGCCCCCUACCGUCGCUCCUGCUGAACAGGCCGACAAGCCCUACAGCUGCCCCAUCUGCCAGAAGCCCUUCAAGCACCUAUCGGAGCUCUCGCGGCACGAGCGGAUCCACACGGGUGAGAAGCCCUACAAGUGCACGCUGUGUGACAAGAGCUUCAGCCAGUCGUCCCACCUGGUGCACCACAAGCGCACGCACAGCUCGGAGCGGCCCUACAAGUGCGCGGUCUGCGAGAAGACCUUCAAACACCGCUCCCACCUGGUGCGCCACAUGUACGCGCACUCGGGCGAGCACCACCUCUUCCGCUGCAACGUGUGCGAGCUGCACUUCAAGGAGUCGUCGGAGCUGCUGCAGCACCCGUGCACGCCGAGCGGGGAGCGGCCCUUCCGCUGCGGCGAGUGCCAGAAGGCCUUCAAGCGGCCGUCGGACCUGCGGCAGCACGAGCGCACGCACAGCGCCGAGCGGCCCUUCAAGUGCGACCUGUGCCCCAUGGGCUUCAAGCAGCAGUACGCGCUCAUGCGGCACCGGCGCACGCACAAGACCGAGGAGCCCUUCAAGUGCGGCCUGUGCGAGAAGGGCUUCGGGCAGCCCAGCCACCUGCUCUACCACCAGCACGUGCACACCCUCGAGACCCUCUUCAAGUGCCCCGUGUGCCAGAAGGGCUUCGACCAGUCGGCCGAGCUGCUGCGGCACAAGUGCCUGCCGGGCGCGGCCGAGCGGCCCUUCAAGUGCCCGGUGUGCAACAAGGCCUACAAGCGGGCGUCGGCCCUGCAGAAGCACCAGCUGGCCCACUGCUCGGCGGCCGAGAAGCCCCUGCGCUGCACCCUGUGCGAACGCCGCUUCUUCUCGUCCUCCGAGUUCGUGCAGCACCGCUGCGACCCAGCCCGCGAGAAGCCGCUCAAGUGCCCGGACUGCGAGAAGCGCUUCAAGUACGCGUCAGACCUGCAGCGGCACCGGCGGGUGCACACGGGCGAGAAGCCCUACAAGUGCCCCAACUGUGACAAGGCCUUCAAGCAGCGGGAGCACCUCAACAAGCACCAGGGCGUGCACGCCCGGGAGCAGCAGUUCAAGUGCGCGUGGUGUGGCGAGCGCUUCCUGGACGUGGCCCUGCUGCAGGAGCACAGCGCGCAGCACAGCGCGGCCGCUGCUGCUGCCGAGGGCGCCUACCAGGUAGCCGCCUGCCUGCCCUGAGUCCAUGCCACGCCCCGCCGGGCCCCGCCCAGCCUCCUUACACCAAGCCCUCCAUCCAGCUCGCGUUCCGGGGCCCUGGGCUUGAGGACAAAAGGGCGCUGGGCAGGUGGAGGGUGUGGGUGCCUGGCGCUCCAGGUACCGGCCUGGAGGUGGGGGGACCCAGAUUGCUGUGGCUGGCCCUGAUUCCACAAACCUCUUUUCCAUUACAGGAUUCGCUUUCUUGAGAGCUGUCAGCCUCCCUUGUCUCCGGGGGACCGGAGCCAGGCUGGAAGUCAAGUGGCCUCUCUCCACCCCAGGAGGGGGUGGUGCCAGCCCAACCUUCCCAGUCCUUUCAGCCUGAUUAGAAACCAGAUAGGUUAGGAAAGAGGAUGGUCAUGGCAGGGCCUGGGAGAAGGGCCAGACCCCAGAGGUGGGCCGGACCCCAGAGGUGGGCUGGAGGUAGGGCAUCCCCCUUCAAGUUGUUUGAGGGAGAAGGCCAGCUUUGUGAUGUGGUCCUGGGGACCAGGAGGACAGACCAUGAGCCACAAGCCUCUCCGCUCCAGCCAGGGGCGAUGCUUCCUCUCUGUUUGACAGGUGAGACGUACAGGAGGGCUGCACAUCUGUGGGCUGCG